GUUCUAUUGACACAACACAAAGCACACACACAACACAACGCACCGCAAGAACACACCGCCCAACAUAGCCACAACCAAAUGACACACACAAAGAGGGAGAGAAAAAGAGACGCUGUUCGCUCUUUGCGUGAUUUGCCUGCAGAACCGUAAGCUGGAGAAAGCACCGGAAAACCGUUUGCACUUCGCUUCUAUUUUAACUAAAUUCAUUGAUUCUUUCUGUCGACAUGUUGGAGGGUCCAACCUUUCUUGUUUCAAGGGACUUGCCAAGCUCGUGUGAGCCAGAGAGUGAGUGGAUUUACAAUACCUUCUGUGUGAUGAAGCUUGUGAACACUAAGCGUCGACUGGAACUAGAGGAAGAAGCUGUGUUGAGGAAGUCAUGCAAGCUUUCAGAUGUUCCUGAGGAAAGGGAAACACUGAAGAAUAUCUCUGAUCUUUCCUUAUCCCAUAACCAAGUGAAUGACCAAAACCAUGCCGGUGAUCAGUCAGACUCAAGUUCACUUAUCUACCAACUCGGUCGGGACAUCUCAAUUAAUUGUCUCCUACGAUGCUCAAGGUCUGACUAUGGUUCAAUUGCCUCAUUGAAUCAAAGUUUUCGAUCUCUCAUUCGGACUGGAGAGCUUUAUAGGCUGAGGCGGCAGAUGGGUAUCAUAGAGCAUUGGGUUUACUUCUCUUGUAAUCUCCCGGAGUGGGAGGCGUUUGAUCCAAACAGCGGUCGAUGGAUGCGCUUGCCUAGAAUGCCUUCUAAUGAAUGUUUUAUCUGUUCAGAUAAGGAGUCAUUGGCUGUUGGUACUGAGCUUCUCGUUUUUGGGAAGGAAAUAAUGUCUCCUGUCAUUUACAGAUAUAGCAUUUUGAUGAACUCAUGGUCAUCUGGUAUGGAAAUGAAUGUUCCUAGAUGCUUGUUCGGUUCUGCCAGCCUUGGAGAAGUUGCCAUUUUAGCUGGUGGUUGUGAUCCACGGGGCAACAUCUUGAGCUCAGUUGAGCUUUAUAACUCAGAAACUGGAACUUGGGAGGUUCUUCCAAACAUGAAUAAAGCAAGGAAAAUGUGUUCUGGUGUAUUUUUAGAUGGAAAAUUUUAUGUCAUUGGUGGAAUUGGAGUUGGUAACUCAAAGCAACUUACAAGUGGUGAGGAGUUUGAUUUGCAGACAAGAAAAUGGCGUGAAAUACCCAACAUGUUCCCUGGGCGUAAUGCGGGAUCUGGGGUGACUGAGGUACCAGCUGCUGCUGAGGCACCUCCUUUAGUUGCAGUUGUAAAUAAUGUAUUGUAUGCUGCAGAUUAUGCCCAGCAAGAAGUAAGGCAAUAUAAUAAAGACAGUAACACAUGGGUCACUAUUGGAAGAUUACCUGACCGGAUAGUCUCGAUGAAUGGCUGGGGAUUAGCCUUUCGAGCAUGUGGAAAUCGCCUAAUUGUUAUUGGUGGGCCAAGAGCUUUGGAUGGAAGGGUAAUUGAGAUCAAUGCAUGUGUCCCAGGUGAAGGUGCACCACAGUGGAACCUGCUUGCUAGCAAGCAAUCGGGGAGCUUUGUGUAUAACUGCGCAGUGAUGGGAUGCUGAGGUGUUUACUUUUAGUGAGUAGUGCUAUAUGGGUUUCUUCUGAAUGGAAUGAGCAAUCUUCACUUGUCGGGAGAUGAUUCUGGCUCAUGGGUAAUAUCUGCCCACUUUUUGGGGGGUAAAUGUUUACUCCUAUUUAGAGUAAUAGAUACAGUAUUAGAAGGUUCACAGAUCUGAGUCUUUUCAUUUUAAAUUAUCAUGAUGGCUUUUCAAAUGUUGGCACCGUGACAGGUGAAUAAUUAGCUCUUGGUACUAUGUUGGGUUGCAAUGACCAUUUUCAUAAGUUCAAUUGAAGCAUUGCAAAAUUGUAAUUGGUCUCAGCUUUCUUCUUUACUCUCUCUUACCCUUUUUAAAUAUAUAUUUAACCGUCUCAUAUCUUCCCAAUCCUUGUUUGCAUUGCCUGUCAUCCUUUGCUUCACCUUUCCCUCCCUAUGUUGCAGAAAAAUAUAAGUGAGACAUAAAAAAAUUAGGAGUAACCUUUUUGUCCUUGCCUUUUUACUUUUCUAGUAGUAGGCCUUUUCAAAUAACAGUGUUUAAUCACACCAGUCAAGCUGUAUACUUCUGUUUGUCUCAAUCAAAGUUGUGCUUGCUUCUGUUCAGGUAAAUCUAGAUGAAUCAAUGAGAAUGUUUUCUAUCUAAUUAACCAUAAAGAGUUCCAGAAAUUAUUGGUCAUGGAAGACAAAUAAGGAAGGCGGUAGACUUUAUUUUAUUUUUGUGCAAUAAUGAUCAAGAUGAGGGCCGAUAAAGUUAGCAUUCAGGAAUUACUGUCUUCGAGAUAUAAAGCGGA
Abrus precatorius (Indian licorice) is the source of this 2334-nucleotide messenger RNA. RefSeq names its product F-box/kelch-repeat protein At1g74510. Gene Ontology annotation, cellular component: nucleus. The transcript is spliced from 2 exons. Bases 225 to 1550 code for a protein of 441 amino acids. The record is from RefSeq and is a predicted model, not a curated record. Gene Ontology annotation, molecular function: protein binding. Lineage: Eukaryota; Viridiplantae; Streptophyta; Magnoliopsida; Fabales; Fabaceae.